CUCUUGACCUGACGACGCGACUGCACCGAUAUACGAUAGCGAAUCGCCGUAGGCUGGCAUACUGGACUGUAAAUCACAUGAGAGCCUCAUAGGACGCACCUUGUCAGCUCGAGCCAAUGACAGAGGUGCUAUCACCUCCUCAAGCCAAUGGCAACCCCUUAGUCGGGUUGGCUGUCGCUGUCAUUUAUGCUAUUCUCUAUGUCUUGGACGUGAUCAGGACCUGUAUAGGAUGGCUCACCAUCAGCUUGCCAGGUUUGAUUGUCCGGAUGCUGCAGUACUCCUUCACCAUCUCCUUGACUUUCCCAACCCUCCUCGCCAUCACCGUUGGAGGCUUGGUCGGAUUGACAUUCGUGAUUCGAUACAGAUACCUGGCUCGAUACACUCAGCUCAAAGAAGCUGCUCUACCUCCACCAUCACCGGAGACGUUGACGACCGAGCUCUUGCCUCUGGCCACGCCUGGUCUGGGUGAUCGGCGCAACCGCUCAGCUGCAUUUCACAAUUAUCUCGACGAUUUUUUGGCAGCCAUCAGGAUUUUCGGAUACCUAGAGAAACCUGUCUUCCAUGAGCUGAGCAGGCAUCUGCAGACCAGAAGGCUUGCGGCAGGGGACUCGAUAGAGAUAGGAGGGGGAGAGUUCUGGUGUGUAGUCGAAGGAAGGGUCCAGGUGUUCGCCCCGUCAGAGGAUGACAAGCCAGCAUCUGCUGCUGCUGACCCUUUGGACAAAAGUAGCUCGUUUAAUGGCUAUCACCUUCUGAAUGAAGUCUCGACUGGUGGCACACUGUCCUCGUUGUUCUCCAUCUUGCAUUUGUUCACGGAAGAUAUCAGGCUAUCCUGGGCGGUGCCUGCAGAUGCAGAUAGUCUGGCGAACUCACAGCACGGAGAACAGGGAACAGCUGCAGGCGAAUUUGAGCCCGCAAGGGCGAGAGUGAUGGAGGACGAGGAAACAGCACCAUUGCUGAUGCGUCGGAAACCAAGGCAAGAUUCUGAUGUCAGUCAAAUGGAAGGCAAACUUGGACAACGCUUAGCAAGCCCUACCGCCGCUUCUUCUCCGGAACCCCGACAGCUUUUUGGACAUGCUCGAUCGUACUCAGCAGGCAGCAACAAUAUCUCAGAGGACACCACUAUGGCCGUACACGACGGAUCUACCUCUGCACCGGAGACGAAAGCGACAACUCCAGAGUCUGGACCCGUUGAAUGGAUGACUGACAAGCCCAAGUCCCGGCCGGAAGCUCGACCGCACCCGACCCUGGGAAGCAUGCCUUCCAUCCGGAAGAGUUUCAGUCCCAAUCGCCCGUCUGAAUCGACCCCGCUCAGCAAGAGCAAUGCGUCUCAAAGCCGCAGACAGUCCGGUGAUGACUCACCAAGGAAUCAGCCUCCGGCAGCGUUAAUGAAAGGCACAAUUGCCCGAGCGACGAUGGACACCACUCUGGCUGUGAUCCCGUCGGAAGCGUUCAGGAAGCUCACCAGAAAGUUUCCCAAGGCCAGCGGGACGGUCGUCCAGGUUGUACUGGAAAGAUUCAGUCGAGUGACGUUCAUGACGGCACACAAGUUCCUCGGUCUGACACGCGAGAUCCUCCGCUCGGAGUCAUCACUGAACUCCUUGGUAUCGCAUCCUUUACCUCGCGGAUUCUACACUGGAGGUGGUAUGCAAGCAUUAAGAUCCCGCUUUGAACCCCGUAGAGAUCUUUCGCCGAGCCGCGGGCAUACCGAUCAAUCGAAUCUCCCUCUGCCUCGCGUUGCCACCAGAGAUUACUUUAACUACAUCCCGGCGAGUCCCACAGUCAAAGCUCCGUCCCUACCCUCCUUCACUCCUAGCAAAGCCACCACGCCCGCAGCACUGUCCGAAUCUCCGGCACAGCUACAUGCAUCUCUUCCCAAAAUCGAGGAGAAGGUCGACCUGUCGGAUCAUCAGGUCCCUGCAGUCGCUGAGUCUGCCGGAGACAUUGGCUGGAGUCCCGAUACGGCCAGACGGCACAAUCCCAGAUACAUGCGACAGACUUCAGCCAUGCGAAAGCAGGUCGCUGCAGGAGACCUUGCUAUGUCUAAAUUCAACGAUGGUGAGCCAAGUGGAGCGUACUAUCGAAAAUCUUUGCAGACCCCUGGUAUCCCGAGGCAAGAUACCUGGCGAGGGCGCAUGUCGGGAUCCGCCACCGAUCUGCAUAAUCAUGGUGUCCCCCUCGACUCAUCGCUUGGCGACAUUGAACAAGAACUUGAGAUCCGGGACGCAGUCAUGAUUUGUAUUGCUAAAUCUGUUGGACUGAUUCAGCCUCCGGACGCUGUCCCAGAUUCCAUUACUCAAUCUAUGGCUACCUCCGUUGGUGCGGCAUCACCUUCCGCUCCGAAUUCGCCAAUGUUCCCACCCAAUAACGCUGGACAUGUUCGGGGAGGUAGUAAAUCACCGUUUGGGAAUGUCUUGGACAUGAUGAACGCCUCCACGAAUACAGAUAACGUUGUUAGCGGGAUGCUGCGGGAGGCAGUCAUGGCUUCGGCUCGAGUAGAGGAUGACAUGAGCGUCAUGUCUGCAAGCCCGCACGAGAGCGGGAUAGUUGGCAAUGAUAUGAACCGGAACCUCUUGAAGGAUUUAGAGGGCUGUGUUGAGAUUCUAUUCUUCCAGAAGGGAACGACGUUGGUCAAGGAGGGCGAGAGAUCUCCCGGAAUAUACUAUGUCAUUGACGGAUUUCUCGACGUCUCCAUUCCAAGCCGAAGUGCUGGCGGCGAACCCAAGCAGCCGUCCACGAGUAAUCCGUUCAAUGAGAAUGGUCAUUCGCCUGACGUUCGUGGACUUCAUGGUCGCCAUUUCGGUACUGCUUUUGGGCUCGCAUCGGACGUUCCGAACGGGAGCAAGAGCGAAGCGGCGUCCCAGGACGAACAUCUUUACACUGUCCAGCCGGGUGGUCUGGCUGGAUACCUGGCCUCGUUAUGCUCAACCGAUUCCUACGUGAAUAUUCGAGCCAAGACUGACUCUUACGUCGGUUUCUUACCAAUGAGAGAUCUCGAGCGUAUACUAGAGCGGCGACCAAUCGUCCUAUUGACUCUUGCCAAGCGAUUGCUAUCUCUGGUCUCACCUUUGGUAUUGCAUAUUGAUGCUGGACUCGACUGGAUGCAACUGUCUGCGGGACAAGUCUUGUAUGAGAAAGGUGAUCGGUCAAAUGAUAUCUUCAUUGUGAUAAAUGGUCGUCUAAGGUCAGUGGAGGAUCAGGACAAGGGCGUCAAAGUGCUUCGAGAGUACGGUCAGUCCGACACCAUCGGCGAAUUGGACGUGAUCACCGCGGUCGCUCGGUCAGAUACUGUCCAUGCCAUCCGUGACUCUGAGCUGGUUCGCAUACCAGCUGCUCUCUUUGAUGCUAUCAGUGUGAAGCAUCCCGCGACGACUGUACAGUUCAUGCGCUUGAUAGCAGGUCGCGUAAAGAGGGCCAUGGGAGAGCAGUCGAACAAAUCACUAGAAGGCGGGGUGGAGCGCGGUGUCUCGGAUGUCAACCUCAAGACUGUCUGCAUCCUCGGGACCAACCGAAAUGUCCCCGUUUCGACAUUUGCUGCAAGGCUCAAGACUUCGCUCGAAGACAUGGGGGCAUCGACAUCAUAUCUGGAUCAGGGCACAGUCAUGAGGCAUCUUGGACGUCAUGCUUUUGCCAGGAUCGGGCAGCUCAAGAUAGCAGGAUGGCUCGCGGAUCAAGAACAGCAUUACAGGACGGUUCUCUACGUGGCAGACACCCCUCCGUCCAGUCAAUGGACCCUGACUUGCAUUCGACAAGCGGAUCUUGUCUUGAUCCUGGCAAUGGGCGAUGAUCCGGUCAUCGGAGAGUACGAGAAGCUCCUGCUGGCGACGAAGACGACGGCACGGAAGGAACUUAUUCUUCUCCAUGACGAGCGAUCUGUGGCUCCUGGCUCAACCCGACACUGGCUGCGGAAUCGACCUUGGGUCCAUGCUCACUAUCAUGUGGAGCUGCCCGGUGUAGUCACACCUGCACGAGCGAAUGCCAAUCUCCACGAUCCAGCUGCUCUCGCCGCUUUCAAGCAUCUCCGGGAACAAGUCGAAACACGAAUCAAGCGAUAUCGAGGUCUAAGACCGUUACGGCCACGCAGACCACCGCAUAUGAACGAUUUUGCUCGUAUCGCAAGGCGGCUUUGUGGCAAGCAGAUCGGAGUCGUCCUUGGAGGCGGUGGCGGAAGAGGUAUAUCUCAUAUCGGUAUGCUGCAGGCUUUGGAGGAGUACGGUAUACCGGUCGACGCGAUUUCGGGUUGUUCCAUCGGCGCAUUCGUCGGCGGACUGUACGCUCGAGGAACGGAUCUUUUAGAGACUACUGGAAGGACAAAGCAAUUCUCGGGGCGAAUGGGAUCGAUGCUCAGGAUUCUGAGCGACGUGACGUAUCCUUUCGUGGCUUACACCACAGGGCAUGAGUUCAAUAGAGGAAUAUACAAGGCAUUUUAUAAUACGCAUAUUGAGGACUUCUGGCUGCCAUUUUUCGCAAAUUCGACUAACAUCACACACUCACGAAUGGAGAUCCACCGAGCAGGAUAUGCCUGGCGUUAUGUGCGGGCCUCCAUGACCCUGGCUGGUCUGCUUCCCCCGCUUUCAGAUCAUGGGGAACUCCUGGUGGAUGGCGGAUACAUGGACAAUACACCCAUCGCGCCUCUUCGCGCGAAUGGUAUCCGGGAUAUCUUCGUAAUUGAUGUCGGAUCAGUCGACGAUACGUCUCCGAGGAAUUACGGAGACUCAGUAUCUGGCUGGUGGAUAUUCAUCAACAAGUUGAAUCCAUUUUACAAGCGAAAUGUCUUGUCAAUGACGGAGGUGUCAUCGCGACUCGUCUACGUUUCCAGUGUCAAGGUUCUUGAUGAUGUCAAGAAGGAUCCUAAUUGCCUUUACCUCGCCAUGCCAGUUCAGCAAUUCGAGACCCUAGGAGGAUUCAAAAAGUUCCAAGAGGUCCUCGCUGUCGGCCUGCAGGCUGGUCGAGAGGCACUCAAGAAUUGGAAAGAGGAGGGAAAGCUACCUACAGGUCUUGAGGACGAAAUCAAAGGAGCUGCGACUGUCCAACGGGGUGCUCGAUUACGACGCAUGUCCAUUUGAUAGCAGUCAAACAAUU
This is a messenger RNA of Kockovaella imperatae, 5079 nucleotides long. RefSeq lists its product as hypothetical. Lineage: Eukaryota; Fungi; Basidiomycota; Tremellomycetes; Tremellales; Cuniculitremaceae. The coding region runs from base 117 to 5063 and encodes 1648 amino acids. Gene Ontology annotation, biological process: lipid metabolic process. Gene Ontology annotation, molecular function: phosphatidylcholine lysophospholipase A1 activity. The transcript has 14 exons. Gene Ontology annotation, cellular component: endoplasmic reticulum. The record is from RefSeq and is a predicted model, not a curated record.